AUGCCUAAUAUCCUCAAUGGAACAGUCACAAAGGCGGGCGCGAUGGCCAAGACUAUCACUGUCACUAUCACAAGACGAUUCGAACAUCCUAAAUACAUAAAGCGGUUAGAGCGGACGACAAAGCUCCUCGUUCAUGAUGAGCUUAAUGAAGCGAAAAUAGGCGAUCGAGUCUCAAUCACCCAUACGCGCCCAUUAUCCCGCACCAAAAACUUCUAUCUUUCAGCCAUCAACGCCCGACCAGCGGAAAGCCUGCAAAAUAUACCAUUAGCGGCGGGACCACCGGAGCUUCCGGCAGCGAGGACAAUGCAGCAGGUCAGGAGACGCGCGGAGGCGGAGGCGGCAAAGGGGACUAGAGGGGCGGCAGCGGUGGUGGGCAGUGUCGGGUCGGCGGAGAAGGAGGCGGAAGGGGGUGUAGCAGGACUGCUCCCGGAUCUGGGUCUGGCAUCUGGGGAGAGCAAGGGAGAGGAGAUGGUUGCAAGAUGA
Messenger RNA from Dioszegia hungarica, 483 nucleotides. RefSeq lists its product as uncharacterized. Gene Ontology annotation, cellular component: mitochondrion; ribosome. The coding region runs from base 1 to 483 and encodes 160 amino acids. Lineage: Eukaryota; Fungi; Basidiomycota; Tremellomycetes; Tremellales; Bulleribasidiaceae. The transcript has 3 exons. Gene Ontology annotation, biological process: translation. The record is from RefSeq and is a predicted model, not a curated record. Gene Ontology annotation, molecular function: structural constituent of ribosome.